Messenger RNA from Malassezia globosa CBS 7966, 1281 nucleotides. RefSeq lists its product as uncharacterized. Lineage: Eukaryota; Fungi; Basidiomycota; Malasseziomycetes; Malasseziales; Malasseziaceae. Gene Ontology annotation, biological process: regulation of cyclin-dependent protein serine/threonine kinase activity. The record is from RefSeq and is a predicted model, not a curated record. The transcript has a single exon. Bases 1 to 1281 code for a protein of 426 amino acids. Gene Ontology annotation, molecular function: cyclin-dependent protein serine/threonine kinase regulator activity; protein kinase binding. Gene Ontology annotation, cellular component: cyclin-dependent protein kinase holoenzyme complex; nucleus.
AUGUCAGCUUCUAGCGUUGCAAUGUUUUCUAGCAGCGCAUUGCGCCGGCAUCCUGCGAGCCUUUUGCCGCGCAUCGUGCAUAAUCCUUCCUUGACAGAUCUUAUCCGCUACCCAGUCACGCGGGACAUGGUCGCUUACAUCGCCAAGCAAGCGUCCAAUGUAAUCCAAUGCUCACCAGAGUCGAGCGAUGGCACAAAUGCAGUUCGAACUCAGAACUUGCCGAGCUUGGAGGCAUUUAUUAUGAUGCUAGUGGAAAAAAGCAAUGUGCAGGUCCCAACGCUGCUAAGUACACUGGUAUACUUGGACCGUCUGAAGAACCGUCUGCCUCGCAUUGCUAAAGGUAUGCCAUGCACGCGUCAUCGUGUGUUUCUUGCUUCACUUAUUGUGGCUGCGAAGUAUUUGAACGACUCCUCGCCGAAAAACAAGCAUUGGAUGAGAUAUUGUGUGUUUUUCUCCCAAGCUGAGGUCAAUUUGAUGGAGAAGCAACUGCUCUACCUACUUGACUACGACCUUCGCAUUGAGGAGGAUGAGAUCAUGUUUCAUUUUAGUCCCUUCUUCCGUCGAUUCGAGACCCGCGCUGACGCUGGACGUCGCGAAAUGUUCCUGCGGGGAUGCGAUGCGGGCCGCGAAUGUGAUAGAUACGCCCGUGCGUCUGAACGCCGAGUAGCGUUGCGGAAUCUCCCUGCGUCACAGGUUCCAUGCUGGAAUAACCAUCCAAAGAGCCAGCCCUCCACGCCCAAACGUGUUUCGCCGCCUCGCGCUCAGGCAGCACGUCCUUCCAAGGGAUUGCUCACACCCACGGCAACACUCAAGGCGAUGUCGCUUCAUGUACGGAACUCGGAGACAACAAGAUCAGCCUCGUCCAUCUCUGAGGCAGAGCUUACAGAUGACAAUGGUUCAGCCACUUCAUCUCCGGAUGAGGCUCAUGAUGAAGAGGAGCCCACCUUUGCUGCAGUCCGCCAUUAUGAUCAAGCGCGUGUUACCACAAGCCUUCCUCGAUCGAGCUCAACUGCAAUGAUGGCAUCCAUGGAGCAACGGCAGAUGUACACAUCCAUGCGUUCAUCACAAGGCAUGGCUGCAUCUUACCCUUACCCUUCCGAUAAGAGCAACACAUGUCAAGAUCCACGAUCUGUUGAAAGUACGCCUGCGCGCAAUGGCAAGACGGCACGUGCGAUACAAGUGGCUUCAGAUGGGAUGCAGCGUUAUCUGACGAAUGUCAUUCCUAGUGGGAUUCGUCGAUCAAACUCUCGCAUGACCCUUCGCUCAAAUACGUAUGCAUGA